ACACAAACCUAACACUUGCUAAAUUCUUGUUAAUGUUAUUCUAAAUGGCAGUUCGACGAUCAACUCGUUUAAGCAGCAUUGGUAUUAAAUCUGCAACGCCUACGCUGCCUGCAACAACAACAACCACUACCCGCAGGUCAACCAUAUGGGGUCAUAGACAAAGUACUCAUUCCAUACACAGUGACGAAGAGGAAGAAGAGCGUUCCUCGAAUUGUAGCAACGAAGAGAAUUGUGAUCGUAUUAAUCAAAUGGCUGCCCAUAGGAAAAGAUCAGUUGCCAAGACCAGCAAAUCACUGGACACGGUGGAUGUGGAGGAUGAAGCACCAAAGACACCAAGAAGUAAAAAUUCACUCAAACCAAUGCCAGCUUCCAAGAAAAGGGAGCUACUUAAACGACUCCAGGCAGAAGAGGAAUGUGGUAAAACUGUCGAACAACUGAAUGAAGCUUCACCACCCAAACAACCUAGACAUACCUCCAAGGCAAUACCUAACCAUGUAAUAAGUCCCUCUCGUCUAUUGGAUCGUUUAAGUAUUGAUGACAAGCCAGGAGAUUUAUCAGAUGCCUCCACGGAGGAGGCACAAAAAUCCCACAAAAAGAAAGUGGCAUCGCAAAAGGAUAUAACUCCUAGAAAAUCUCGUGUUUUGGAACGUUUAAGUCUGGAUGAAAAACCUGAAGAUUUAUCUGAUGCCUCCACAGAAGAUGGUCCAACACAAAAGUCGCACAAAAAGAAGGUGGCAUCACAAAAGGAGGUAACACCAAAAAAAUCACCUGCACCUCGUAAUAAAUAUCAAAAUGCCCGCCGUGUCUUGAAUAGUGCUGAGUGUCAAAAACUUCCCGGGCGUGAGGAACAAUUGGCCGAGUUGACAGCUUUCUUUAGAGAACAUUUAGAGAAUAAAAAAUCCGGUAGCUUGUAUGUAUCAGGACAACCGGGUACUGGAAAAACUGCCUGCCUUUCACUGCUACUGCGCUCACCCGAAUUUACACAUCGCAUACAGAAGGUCUAUGUCAACUGCACAUCUAUUGCCUCCAUUGGUGGAGUGUAUAAGAAACUAUGUGCCGAAUUGAAUCUCAAACCCCAUGGCCGUACCGAAAGAGAUCAUCUUAUGGCCAUCCAAGAGCAUAUUAAAACAUCAUCACGAAUGCUACUCAUUGUCCUCGAUGAGAUUGAUCAGCUGUGUAGUUCCAAACAAUCUGUAUUGUAUACGAUUUUCGAAUGGCCAGCUAUGCCAGAUGCACGUAUCCUGCUGGUGGGCAUUGCCAAUAGUUUGGAUUUAACAGAAAGGACCCUGUUGCGUUUGAAUGCCCGCUGUGAAUUGAAACCAAAACAUAUGCAUUUCCCACCCUAUUCUAAACAACAAAUUGUUGAUAUUUUCAAGUCACGAUUGGAGGAAGCAGAAGUUUUGGAUAUCUUUCCUCCAGUUACUCUGCAACUGUUGGCUGCCAAAGUAAGUGCUGUCAGCGGAGAUGUACGUAGGGCAUUGGAUAUUGGACGCAGAGUUGUGGAAAUUGCCGAGCAACAGAAAAAGGCAGGAGAGAAAGAAGUUCAGCUGAAAAAUCUCAAUAAUAUUGUGGGUGAUGGUAAUGAAUCUGCAGCUACACAGGAACCACCUAAGGAAGAAGUACUUAAACCCGUGCAAGUCACCCAAGUUGCGGCCGUCUUAAACAAGGUCUAUGGUGCCUCUCAAAAUCUCCAAGAAGACAUUGAAGAGUCUUUCCCAUUGCAACAAAAAAUAAUGUUAUGUUCGUUAAUGCUAAUGUUACGUAAUGAAAAGAACAAGGACAUUACAAUGGGUCGUUUACACGAAGUCUACAGACGUGUAUGUAAUAAACGUAAUAUACAUCCAUUGGAUCAGGCUGAAUUCGCGGGCACUGUGGAUUUGGUACAGACACGAGGUAUUUUGCGCAUUAUUAAAAAGAAGGAACCACGCCUACACAAAGUCCAAUUGCAAUGGGAUGAAGAUGAAGUGAAUGGUGCUCUGUGUGACAAACAAUUGAUUGCUUCCAUUCUAGAUGACACAGCCUGUUUGGCUAAAUAAGAA
Musca vetustissima is the source of this 2039-nucleotide messenger RNA. RefSeq names its product cell division control protein 6 homolog (gene Cdc6). The transcript has 2 exons. The coding region runs from base 45 to 2036 and encodes 663 amino acids. NCBI's taxonomy places the organism in Eukaryota, Metazoa, Arthropoda, Insecta, Diptera, Muscidae. Gene Ontology annotation, molecular function: DNA replication origin binding; ATP hydrolysis activity. The record is from RefSeq and is a predicted model, not a curated record. Gene Ontology annotation, biological process: DNA replication initiation; mitotic DNA replication checkpoint signaling; cell division. Gene Ontology annotation, cellular component: nucleus.